Molecule: messenger RNA, 1965 nt
Organism: Glarea lozoyensis ATCC 20868
Lineage: Eukaryota; Fungi; Ascomycota; Leotiomycetes; Helotiales; Helotiaceae
Exons: 2
Coding region: 1-1965 (654 amino acids)
Source: RefSeq, a predicted model, not a curated record
AUGCGCGCCGCAGAAGCUACGUGGAUUCUAACCGCGGGAAUAAUAUUGGGAUAUAUAACAGGGACGUCCGCAUUGUCCGGAGGCAAAUCUGGAGAUUUGGAGAAGUCAGAUAUGUUGGAUCUCGAUGUGUCGGACGAGGACGGCGGGAUGAUUGCGCAAAAGGUGAUUGUUACGGUUUUGACGAGCGCAUCUAUUCUUGAAGUAGAAGAAAAGCAGCUCGAGAAAGAUCUGGGCAACGAGAAACCACCGCAUCAGGAAAUUUCGAUCGUUACAGUCACCAGCGAGUCCGCAGUCGUUAUAACAUACCCAAAAAUUACCGAAGCACCAUCGUUAUUCAAACGCAAAAUAGGAUCGAAUCGAUGGGAUCUGAUACACGAGGAUAUUCAAGGGCGAAAACGCGAUGCUACACAAUGUCCUGUCGAUUACCAGCUAUGUCCAGAUGAUGUUGGCGGGGGAUGUUGUCCGAAUGAUCGAGUUUGUGGAAAAGAGAGCUGUCUACCUACAAGUGCAGCUCCUGCCUCGGCUUGUGGAAAGUUAGGAUAUACUGCCUGCGCGCUCGCAGAAGGAGGUGGAUGUUGUCCAAGCGAUUAUGUAUGUGGUCAAGCAGGAUGCAGCCCAUCUGCAGGAGUGUCGUACACUCAAUCGUGCGCAGCAAGUUCAUAUCUGUGUCCGGCGUCGUUAAAUUACGGGUGCUGUAAGAGCGGAAUGGGAUGUGCUUUGAAUGGUUGCUACACUACCAGCAUUUCGACCUAUACUUUAUUGGAAACUGUUGUUACCACAGAUUCCAAUUCUAAAGUUCAAACAGUCACAAAUACCAGAGUCACAGCAACCACCCCCGUCCAGCCAUCUGGUACCGCUUCUUCUGAUGCAGGAAUGAUCCCCAAAAUAGCAUCCUCUGCUGUGGCUAUCGCGAAAGUAACGGCAACUGGAACGGCAUCUCCCAGCACCGGGCUGACAAAGUCACAAAUUGGAGGCAUCAUUGGAGGCUCAAUAGCUUUCCUCGCGAUUAUUCUAAUUGCGGCGACUUUAAUCCUUCGACGUCUUAACAAGGUUGCUCAAGUGGCCGCCACACGUUCUCAAAAGUCAUCUAGCGGUCCUCGAUCGGGGCCAUCGCGACAGAGAGGCCCACCUCCAAUGGCUCCACGUGAUGUGGAUGCAAUGUCAGUAGAUCCAUUAAUGAUGGCUCCAUCAGAGGCAACAAGCAGCGUUCACGGAUUGUCGUACAGAUCGAGUCCAUGGGGCUCUGCACACGAGGUGGAAGCAAACUCUCCACCAAUGUUCAACAACAGUCCUUUCACGCCGCAAACACCUGCUCAUUCGCAUUAUCCCCGCGGAUAUGCGCCUGUUUCGGCGUCAGAAGCUGGAUCAGCUAAUCGUAACAACUCUCUGGACACAACACCACCAUCAUCCAUUAACCCUAAUCGAGGAUACUUCGAUCUUCCGAUCCAGUCCAAUCGAGACUCUCAGGUAUCUCCUCGUCGUCCGAGCCAUCACGGCAGGAAUUGGAGCAACGCUAGUGAUCAAAGUGGAGUAAGUCAGAUCUCUGACCCUGCUGAAUUAGAUGGAGAUCAAGACACCUCUCGACGGUCUAGUCUUUCGCGGGCCUUGUAUGGCCUCGGUAUGGGUCGCAUGAUUAGCGGAAGAAGACGCAGCGAUCCAAAUACCAACACCCUUACAGGUGGACCGCAGAAGAAAGGAGAAUACUCAUCGCCUGCGUCUCCUGCAUUACACCACAUACCAGAAGCUGCCGAGAGCCACGACAAUGUCAAUUACUCUCAACCUCCGACGACAACGAGGCAGAGAGGGCUAAGCGGUACACAAUUACGGGAAGCUGGAUUGAGCAAUUCUCAGCUGAGAGAAAUGACCAUGAACGAUACCAAUCUUUACAUUUCACCAGUACCUAAGCCAACACCAAAGGAUUAUGAUGAUGUCAAUGGGGAGGGAAAGUCAAGGAUAUACGGGUAA